This is a messenger RNA of Mugil cephalus (flathead mullet), 7583 nucleotides long. Its product is annotated as adhesion G protein-coupled receptor A3. Gene Ontology annotation, cellular component: postsynaptic density; glutamatergic synapse; plasma membrane. The transcript has 19 exons. NCBI's taxonomy places the organism in Eukaryota, Metazoa, Chordata, Actinopteri, Mugiliformes, Mugilidae. Gene Ontology annotation, molecular function: G protein-coupled receptor activity; protein binding. The record is from RefSeq and is a predicted model, not a curated record. The coding region runs from base 703 to 4845 and encodes 1380 amino acids. Gene Ontology annotation, biological process: cell surface receptor signaling pathway; G protein-coupled receptor signaling pathway.
AAAGCAGAGUUACGUUUCUCUCUGAUUUCGUCCUUUGAUUAAAGUUCGGAUCGAAGGAUUUACUCCAGGGAUUCCCCGUGAACACUUGCGUUAAAGAAAAAGACGAGGGCAGCAUCUGAAAACCUUUAUAUUAUUUAAUGAUAUCAAACGGCUGCAUGUGGCCUCGCUAUUUGGGGAUAUGAAAAGUUUAUAAGCCCGCACUGGAGCCUGUCAGGACUCGACGGGGAGGGACUUUCUGGACACUGCAUGCGCAACAAGUCCAAGGGCGCUUAAAGUGCACGAUGACAGUGAAUGACAGCACGGCAUGCCGCAACUCAGGCGAGGGAAGGACUUUCAGUGGAUCGCGGCGUAAAUUUUGAUUCAUUCUGCUUCUGGCAAAGAAUGGAAGUUUGUCCGAAGUUUGAAAGCGCGCUGCUGGAUUUCUUCGCAGCGCGAUUUGGAGUUUGAAGAGUAUCAACAGAGGAUGGCGACGAGUCGGACACUGAGCAGUGACUUUACUCCCGGUUUUAAUUACGAGAUUAGUGCCGAAAGUUUUGUGGGGACGCAGCAGGUGAGCGGGAGAGCAUGAAGCUUCGGCUCAGUCGCAGGCUGCAAGCUGCUGCAUUGUAACGGAGGGCAAUGUGAAAUGGUCUCGAAUUGUCACAGACACAGCUGGGAGGACGUAACCUGAAAGGAGCGAGAAGACGAAUCUCAGUCCGCACAAUGGGAUCGCUGAGUUUACUGUGCGUAAUAGUCCUGCUGUGGAAGUCGAGCGUGGGCAACGGAAACUGUCCGGACCUGAUCGUUGACAGCUGUCACUGCUCCGCUGAGAGGUCCAAGGAGCUGAGCAGGCAGCAUGUCCGAGUCAAAGUAGUGUGUGACGAUGUGGACUUGAUGGACACUCUGCAGCCCAGUUUCUUACCCAACAGAACCGUUUCCCUAAACCUGAGCAACAACAAGAUCUCUCUGCUGAGGAACGGCUCCUUCUAUGGCUUGGCUGCCCUGGAAAAGCUGGACCUGAAGAAUAAUUUGAUAAGUACAGUGGAGCCGGGGGCCUUCCGUGGUCUGCUUGCUCUGAAGAGACUGGACCUGUCCAACAACAGGAUUGGUUGCCUCUCCCCUGAAAUGUUUCUUGAUCUUGGCAAACUCUCAAAAUUGAAUUUAUCUGGGAACAUCUUCUCCACUCUGACCUCGGGACUCUUCACACAUCUAGUGGCUCUCAGAGUGCUGCACUUCAGCACCGAGACCUUGUUCUGUGACUGUCAGCUGAAAUGGCUGCUGCUCUGGGCUCGACGCAACUCGGUGAGGAUUAGCAACGAUACGGUCUGCGUUUUCCCCACCCACCUCCACGGCCUGGAGUUUCGCAACCUACGGGAACAGCAGCUCAGAUGUGAUGGACCUCUGGAGAUGCCCCUCUUCCAGCUCAUCCCCUCCCAGAGGCAGCUGGUUUUCCGCGGGGACCGGCUCCCCCUGCAGUGCACCGCCUCCUACCUCGACCCGUCAGUGGAGCUGCGGUGGCGUCACAACGACCAGAUCGUGACCACGCAGGACGAGCACGGCGUCUACGUGGAGGAAACCCUGCUCCACGACUGCUGCCUGCUCACCAGCGAAGUCAUCCUCACCAACAUCGACGUGGGCAUCUCAGGCAUCUGGGAGUGCCUGGUGACCAGUUCCCGUGGCAACACUUCUCAGCUAAUGGAAAUAGUUGUUCUGGAGACAUCAGCGCCGUACUGCCCUGCUGACAGAGUCACCAACAACAAGGGGGACUUCAGGUGGCCAAAAAUCCUGGCUGGCAUCCUGGCAUUCCUGCCCUGCAAUCCUGCCACCUUUGGCUCUGCGCCCCACCCCUCUGGAAGCGCUCCUCGCCCCUCCAGCCAGAGGGAGAAGAAGGCGUGGAGGCGCUGCGACCGGUCGGGGCGCUGGGCUGAGGAGGACUACACUCAGUGCCAAUAUGCUAGCGAACUGACUCGCGUGCUGCAUGAGCUCACCCAGAUACCUAUUAAUGCCACCAACGCUCAGCCUUUAGGCCAGCAGUUGGUGGCUUUCACCAGCAGGGCAGCACACUUCACUGAUGUCAUGGAUGUCAUCUUCGUCACCCACCUGGUGGAGAGGCUGACGAGGCUGGUGGAGAAACGUAGAGAUCUGGGGGACUACAUAUCCGACAUAGCCAGCAACAUGAUGCUGGUGGAGGAGCACAUCUUGUGGAUGGCGCAGAAUGAGGCCAGGGCCUGCACUCGGAUCGUCCAGUGCGUGGAGCGCAUCGCGGACCUGGCGCUGACCGGAGACAAUCAGGUUAUUUCCAAGGUAUCUGCUAACAUAGCUCUGGAGGCCUUUCUGAUCCGGCCGUCAAACUUCUAUGGUUUGUCCUGCACGGCGCUCCAGCGGCCCCCCUCGCCCGCCGCCUCACCCCACUUCUCCGACGGACGCUCCCACGCCGACAGAGAGCGCGAUGUCGUCGGGGAGUCAUUGCUCAACUUCAAAUGCCACACUGUCAACAACAGCGGCUCGCCGGCCAGCCAGCUCAGCAGGAACUCAGUGGCAGUCGCCUCAAUCCAUUUACCGCUGGCUGGUACGCCUAUCUCCUCCUCUGCGUUGCAAUCUGUUGAUAACUCCACUUGCAAGCUGCAGUUUAUUGUGUUUCGCAAUGGGAAACUCUUUCCUUGCACGGGGAAUUCGUCGAAUCUCGCAGACGAUGGGAAGCGUAGGAGCGUUUCAACACCAGUUGCUUUCACCAAAUUAGAUGGGUGCAGCCUCGGGAGCGCCGUGCACUCCGUUACCAUCGCUCUCAGGCACUUCGCACUGGGUGUAGACCCCACCGCAGCCUAUUGGGAUUUUGACCUGCUGGAUGGACACGGUGGCUGGAGGGCAGAGGGCUGCCACAUAACAGCCUCCGGUGGCAACACGACCACUAUUCAUUGCACCCAUCAUAAUAACUUUGCUGUGCUAAUGGAUCUGAAGAAGGUGCUGUCUUUCCCCCCGUACCCUGGGGAGUUUUUGCACCCGGUCGUGUAUGCCUGCACGGCGGUCAUGUUACUCUGCCUCUUCGCCUCCAUCAUCACGUACAUAGUGCACCACAGCGCGAUCCGCAUCAGUCGGAAGGGAUGGCAUAUGCUUCUCAACUUCUGUUUCCACACAGCGCUGACCUUCGCCGUGUUUGCCGGCGGCAUCAAUCGAAUCAAAUACCCCAUCAUCUGUCAAGCAGUCGGGGUCGUGCUGCACUACUCGUCUCUGUCGACCAUGCUGUGGCUCGGUGUGACGGCCAGGAACAUUUACAAACAGGUGACAAAGAAGCCCCCGCAGAGUCAAGACGGCGACCCACCACCGCCGUCCCCGAAACAGCCCCUGUUGAGAUUUUAUUUAGUCAGCGGUGGGGUGCCCCUCAUCAUCUGCGGGGUCACGGCAGCCGUCAAUAUAGACAACUAUGGCAGCGGGGAGCAAGCGCCGUACUGCUGGAUGGCAUGGGAGCCGAGCCUGGGAGCCUUCUUUGGCCCUGUGGCCUUCAUCGUUCUGGUGACGUGCAUCUACUUCCUCUGCACCUUCAUCCAGCUCCGGCGACACCCCGAAAAGAAGUACGAGCUCAAGCAGCUGACGGAGGAGCAGCAGAGGCUGGCCGCGGUCGACGUGCCCACCCACUGCCACCAGGGAGCUGAGCCCGGAGCCCCACCCAGCGGGAGCCACUGCCCCGCCGGCUGCCCGGGCAUUCCCAUCAACCCCGCGCUGCUGGCCAAUGAGCACUCCUUCAAGGCUCAGUUGCGAACAGCGGCCUUCACCCUUUUCCUGUUCCUGGCCACGUGGACGUUCGGGGCGCUGGCCGUGUCGCAGGGCCACUUCCUGGAUAUGAUCUUCAGCUGCCUUUACGGUGCCUUCUCCGUCACCCUCGGCCUCUUCAUCCUCAUCCAUCACUGUGCCAAGCGGGAUGACGUCUGGCAUUGCUGGUGUUCUUGCUGUCCUGGACGCCGCGCCAACGCCUGCUCGGGAGCCCAGGGGGCGGUUCAAACGCGGCCCAAAGUCAACGUGAACGGAGAUACUCCCGGGCACGGCCACGGCCACAGCCACUGCCACCAUGACUCACCGUGUCAAGGUAAAGCAGUCAUGAGCUGCGGCCAUGGCAGUUUAGGUCACUGUAAGCACGCCGCCCUUCCGUCCUCUCAGAACCAUGUGACGUGUCUGGCGCCGGUGACGCCGUGCUGCGCCGCCCUGCACAGCCAGCAGCUGAUGGAAGAGGAGCCCGCCGCGACGCAUGUGCUGCUGCACGCCGAUCCUGAGGGUUACCGGCCGGGGAUCCAGCUGCACCCCUGCCUAAAAAGCAGCACCAGGACUAAAGGGCGUCAGUUCAGUCGCAGGGCCGGGGCGGGCACCUGCGCCGCGGGGGGUGAGAGGGAGUACGCCUAUCACAUCCCGUCCAGCGUGGAUGGAGGCAGCGUGCACAGCUCACACACUGACAGCCCCCACAGCACACACGAGCGCCAUGCCCACGUCUGUCCACACCUGGCCCAUGAGGGCCACCACGAUGGGCACCACACGUGCCACGCUGCUGCAGCCUCCACACACGAGUCCCUGGCAUGUCAUAAUCCCUGCCACCGGCACAUCUGCUGUGCCAAGGCAGACCUUUUCCCUUCUCUGUGCCCGGCAGAGGCGGGAGACACGGGGGUCUUCCUGUGCGGCUGCGGCAAAGUGGCCGAGGAGGACCCAAUGGCUACACAUCACCAUCUGGAGAUGCACGCACCCCGCAGACAAUCCUACCCCCAGAACCCGCCGAAUCAGAACGGGAUUCUAAAAGGGGGCCUUCAAGAAGGACUCCUGUACACCUCUGACAGCACAGGGAAUAUACGCACCGGGCCCUGGAAGAAUGAAACUACUGUGUAGUGUUGAAAGGAAAACCAAGGGAUGCAGACGGCACUACUGCCCCCGCCCGGCCAAAAUGAACCUUCACUUCCCUUUCUAGAAAUAAAAAAAAAAAAUAAUGAAAAAGAAUGAAUUGAAUAACGUUUUAAAGAUCACAAUCAGCGUGGGAUAUUUUUAUUUCAAUGUCCUCAUGUUUCUAUGUGUGCUGUUUUACUGUACAGAAAUCCGAAGUCAUGCAAACGCUCCCUGGAGAGCAUCCACAGACGGAACAGAAUCUCUUCCAUCGCAAAGAAUUUGUGAAAUGUGUGUCACAUCAUUUCAUCUGAUGUAAUUGAAGGUAUUUCCACUGUUCCAUAUUACUACAGAUCUCUAUAUAUACAAGAAAAUGAAUGGUUGUGCGUAUGAAUAUGUGUCAGCGCUCAAAAGCAACACGCUGCAAGUUUUUUUUCUUUUUUCCCUAUUUUUUUUUUUUUUUUACACUUUGAAUCUGAAACCAUCGAAUAGUCUGCAACUCUCCAGUACAAAAGUAAAGGACUCUUGCCAUUCAAGUUUUAGAUGACUAAACCAGCAAUUUUAGACUUCAUGGGUAUUUUUGCCAUUCAGUCAAGCAACUGUGAAUAUCUAUUAGAGAUUUUCUAACUAAUAUACAAAGAUACUGUCGCUUUCCAGAGACGUGUGGAUGCUGGUUAAGUCGUGAAAAUUUAAAGCAACAGAAAAAGAGACAUGAAUUAAGCAUCUCCUUACCCAGGUUGGUAUUGAUCGUGCUGUCUAUAUGAUGUCUUCACUGUUGUUUUUUUUUUUUUUUCUUACUGGAGUAGCAAAGUAAAUAACAGCGACAGCCAACAGCAACGGCCAUUGUGAAUAGAACGUUGGUGUCAUCGGAUCCAGUGCAGCUUUUAAUCAAUAUCGUGCCACAUAGAGAGUCAGGCCCUCACAGUUCAUUGCCAAACAAGUGUGCAGGUUUUUAUCCUCCUCAGCUCCGCUUGCUUCAUAUAAAAUCAGCGAGUAAUUCUUUGUAAAAGCAGAUGCUCUAGAAAAAGCAACAAGGUGCUCAACGAAACAUUUAAACCUCACCCAUUAUUGGCCAACUACAAAAAAAAAAAAAAUGGCAGAAUCUAGAAAAAAACUGCAAUCCCUUUAAAGGUUUUUUCUUUUUAAUUUGACUUGUAAUAUCCCUGAAGCAUGUUUGUUUGUAUGUAGCUAUAUUUUAACACGAUAAAUGAAUGCCCAUCGUUUGCUGUGACCUGACACAACGUUACCAGCUUGCUUUGUAUUUUCGUCACGCUCUUGGAUUAACCCGUGUUCCCAACAAAUACUGUAUCAUCGCCCCUUUAGUUUUACUCUAUGCUUCAGUCCAGAAAAUCCUACCGUUCUGCUCUGACCAAUGACUUUUUGAGUUGUCACUAGAGGUCAAAGUUGAUGUACGGAUCGUUCCUUUGCUACCACCGAGGUCACAUUUUCUUUGAGGAAUUGCAUCUCAAAAGAGACGGCAAAGGAGUCUCGUAUUGAUUUAGAAGCACUCGUUUGUUUUAUGAAUGACGCUGUAGAGUACAAUGCUCCAGACUAAACCAGUCAUACAUUUUGUCAGAAAAAGCCAACACUUGAAAAGAUGAAAAAAAAAAAUAUUGCACACCCGAGCAGCGCAUAUAAUCUCACGGCAAACCCAGCUUUAGCGACACCACCUCAGCAUGCACACCAUCUCUUUAUCCAUCUUGUACACUCUCGUCUGUGUAUAUAGAAUCGGUUUUCGAAUGAAUUAUUUUAUAUGAGAUUUAAGAUAUUUAAGAUUAAAAUAAGUCUACAUGUAAAGAAAGUUGUAUGGGAAAAAAAUGACCUCUCAAUGUUAAUACUCAGUAUCUGAGUUUAGAAAUGUCCUUUCUCUUUGUUUGUUUUCAAAUGGCUUUUUUCUGUUGUCUUCAUAAAGUAUGCAGACUCGCCAUGUGUUGUGAGACUUAUCCUGUCAUAUCAGAAAUAGAAAUGCACUACCCUUAAAAAAAAAAACGUUUGGCCUGCCAGAAUAGAACUUGUCACUUACGGUAUGUUUAUAAUAGAAAUGGUUGUUCAGACAGAAGUAUCUGAAAAAAAAAGAAAGAAGUGACUUCUGCAGACGAGAAAAGAUAGAAUAUUAAUGUGAUACUCCCUUUAUUUGAAUGCCAGGCUUUGAAUAGCAAAAAGAGGCCCCGGUAGACAUCAAAGAUGAUGCAUGAACCUCGUAGCUUUUCACAGGGCCGCUGGAGUACUUUCCAGGGUCUUGGAACAAAACGGGAUAUAAUGGGCCGAACUUAUGGGUUAUAAAGUGCUGGCUCACGAUUGAUCAUACGGUAGAAGCUCCUUUGAGCCACCUUGGAUGCUGGCAGUCAGUGGCCCCGGCUUUAUAGUUAUUGGAAAAACGAUUUGUAACAGUAUCACAAAGAAAUCAGGCCUCUCGUGCAAAACCCACAUUAAACUGAGAACAUUGGUCUAGGUUAAUUGCUGUACAACAUGUGUAUUUGCUGGUGGUGUGUCUUAGGAGCAGCCGGAGCUUUUCAGUGUCUGUGAGACGAUGUGUUUGGUAUAUCACAGGCUGCCGCCGUAGGCCGCCCUCUCUGUUGUCAUCAGUAGCAGACGUACUGCCCUAAAAGAGCUUGCUGGCUUAGUUUCGGCUCACCAGACUGCUGGAAUAUUCACCUGUGGUACUGUGACAAAACCUAAAGCCAGUUUUCACUUUUUUCUACAUUGACACAGAUUCCAAUAAAUGUAUUUUUUCACCAUGCAACGGA